CUGAGCUUUGGAAUCAUGGCUGGGAUUUUGAACGAAUCAGAAACCAGUUCAGAGGAUACAGAGCAGAGUGAAGGACAAGAAGACAACGCCAUCUGGGAGGAGUACCUGGGAAGGAAAAACAUUGUUCUGCAACUCCUGCACUCUACCCUGAGCCCCCAGCAGCUCCAGCAACAGCAGAACAAAGUUGAGCUGAUGAAGAAGUGCUACUUUUACUUGGAGAUCGAGCCCACACACGUGAACUUGGUAGAUGAGCACGAUGUGAUACAUCACACUGACAUCCUCCAACUGAUAGAUCCCUUCCACUUCCAGAACCUGAAGAAGGUGGGGAAAAAACAGACUGAAAUCCUGCUGACACUUUUAACUGAGCUGUUAGAGCAGGUGGUAAGAGGUCGGGAGGAACUGAGCUGUUACUUAGAGACCAACAACGUGAGAACUUUCCUCUCCCAGUGGCACCUGAUUGAGCAGAAGCUGCUGAAGCUCUCCCAUUACAUGGAAACUCUCAUUUCCUUGGAACUGCCAGAGAAGCUCUAUGUCAAGCACCGUUUGGUGUCACACGCAGAUCUCGGAGGCCUGAGUCUCCCCAACAUCAGACUUUCUCUCUGUACAAAGAUGCCACUGAUUUUUGAUCGAAAAGAAUCAUUUGCUUGCACGGACUGUGCCAAGCUCAAGUGGUCAACCCCAACCCCAGAGUCACAGCACGAAAAAUAUGAGCUCUGCUUCCAGUUGGUGACUGAGAGUCAGUCAGAAAGUGGGUAUGGUAGGAGUCAGGUGGUCACCUCCAACUCAUGCAUAGUCCAGAACCUGCAGCCUGGCAGAACCUACGAGUUCACAAUCAGAAGAUCAGUCACGGAGACGUUUGUCUUGGAAAAAUGGCAUGACAGCAUUAUCCUGAAGACAAAACCUAACACCAGUGACACUGUGGACAGCAGUGCUUGUGCACCAGUGGGACGAGGUGGCACAAACGAACAUCCCUCUCAUUUUGUCCUGUGA
Messenger RNA from Calypte anna (Anna's hummingbird), 990 nucleotides. It is a transcript of the gene FNDC11, whose product is annotated as fibronectin type III domain containing 11. The coding region runs from base 16 to 990 and encodes 324 amino acids. Gene Ontology annotation, molecular function: protein binding. The transcript has a single exon. The record is from RefSeq and is a predicted model, not a curated record. NCBI's taxonomy places the organism in Eukaryota, Metazoa, Chordata, Aves, Apodiformes, Trochilidae.